AUGAUGAUGAUGAUGACUGGCCGUGUGCUGCUGGUGUGUGCCCUCUGCGUGUUGUGGUGCGGUGCGGGCGGUGGUGGAUGUUCUGAACCAACGCAAGUUUCUCAAGACAUUACGUCCGUUAAUGAGAAUGGUCCUAAAACCGACAACGAUUCCAGCGGUGGCGCUGGCGGAGGUGGCAAAAACGGUCAAUCGGCACAGUCACAACCAGCAGGAGUAUCGGUGCAAGGAGCAAACGAAGUGGGAGCGGCACUACGAACUGGAACACAAGCACCAGAAACGGCAGACGCAGAGAAGAAAAACCAAACAGAAAAAGGAAAGGACAGCAUGGUUCAAAAUACAGACGAUGAAAAGAAACAAGUGGAAGAAAAUGGUGCGAAUGAAGAGAAGGAUGAUAGAAACAAAGAGAAGGAAGACGAAGAAGUGGAAGGAGACGAAGAGGGAGAGGAAGAAGAAGAGAGAGAGGAAAAGGAAGAGGAUGGUACGAAAGGAAAGGAGGAGACAAUGAAAGGAGCCGAUACCAGCACCACAGAGGUGAUCUCAGCAGGCAAUGAAGAGCCGCCAAUUAUAUCUUCUGGUGCGGCAAGAGCAUCGAAUAUAACAAAUACCAACAGCACACAAACAACUGGAGACGAUGACCCAGCAGCUGAUGGUGCAGGGACAGCAGAGGGAAAACAAAAUGAAAAUAAAGAUGCCAAUCCGAAAGAAACACCAGUGACGGCCGCAGCCAUGAAAAAUACAACGGCAACGACUGGCGACAGUGACAGCAGCACCACGGCCUCCCACACCACCUCCCCUCUUUUGCUUCUUCUUGUUGUUGCGUGUGCGGCUGCUGCUGCGGUGGUGGCCGCGUGA
This is a messenger RNA of Trypanosoma cruzi, 852 nucleotides long. Its product is annotated as mucin-associated surface protein (MASP), putative. The record is from RefSeq and is a predicted model, not a curated record. The transcript has a single exon. Bases 1 to 852 code for a protein of 283 amino acids. NCBI's taxonomy places the organism in Eukaryota, Euglenozoa, Kinetoplastea, Trypanosomatida, Trypanosomatidae.